Messenger RNA from Lactuca sativa (garden lettuce), 1503 nucleotides. RefSeq lists its product as uncharacterized. The record is from RefSeq and is a predicted model, not a curated record. NCBI's taxonomy places the organism in Eukaryota, Viridiplantae, Streptophyta, Magnoliopsida, Asterales, Asteraceae.
AUGGCAGGAACUGGAAGCCCCCAAUUCAUGUCAGCUUGCUCUGCUACCACCUCUGCUACAGGGGUAAUAUGCGCUUUAAACACUGGCUUCUUUACUUUGCUUGUGAUUAUUAAUAUCCGAUAUCUAGGGAAGCUUGAGUCGGAUUAUAAGUGGUCAGUGUUAGUGAUUUUCAUAAUACAGUUUGUCGGAGGCAUAUUGGGUACAAUUGCCCCACUUGCCAGAUGUUUCGCAGCCUUAAGCUUCAAGUUGUCACUAAAAUGGAUUUGGAAGCACGUCAAGGUCUCUAAAGUAGAGAGCUUUUGGACACAGAAGUUGUAUGAUUGGAAAAAGAGUAGCAUACCAUUCCCAUCCAGUAGCCGCAAAUGCAAGAUCGUCAUCCAGCUUUUGAAAAUCCUAAGUCUCAGCAUUUGUAUUGGAUUUCAGAAGACAGUCGUGGUGGCAUGCAAGAUGAUAGCAGUGAUUCCAAUUUUCUUUGUGAUAUGUUUCUUGUAUUGUCUCCGUUGUUGGAAGUGGUUAAAGGGCAUGUUUAGUACCUCAAGUGUUGUACUAGGACAAAAUCCUGCCCAGCAAGGAAAAAACAAGGAUCUAAGAGGGUAUGUUUUGCAACUUGAAGACGACAUAGAGUUUGCUGAUAGAACAUUGAAAGGAAUGUUAAAAUCGGUAAACCGUUUGAUCCAAAAGGCUGAAAAACAACAACCCAACAAUCUUAUGAAGCUUCUUGCGGAAUCUAGAGGCUUUGAAGGGGUUGAAAAGUUUGAAAGUCAUCGUGUCCCUCCUUUAGUUUCAGAAGAAUAUAUCAAUUGUUGGAGUUUGCCAUUGGUUACUCUAACAUCCAUCAUCAUGUCUCUUCCUAACAUCCAAAAGAACAAAGUCGAUUGCUUGGUGAGUGGUGUGAGUGAAGGUCUUGUAUAUGUCAAACUUGUGGAAGAAACCCUCAACACUACUGAUGAUCAUGUAAGAAUUCAAAAGGCAGCUAAAACUUUGUGGGUAGAAGUUGAAGUAUACCACAAAUGGUUAGGAAACAAGCUUCCAAUAUCUAAGCCCAGAAUGAAUACACCAGAACAUAUUCUUCAAUGGCUAAGGAAUACAGCUAAGAACAUGGUCAUCAAGGUGGAAAGUAUGGAUAUCAGAGGCCAAAACGAUAAUUCCAAAUACAGUUCUAUUUGUGCCAAUUCAAUGUAUCGUAUCACCGAAACAAUCCUGCUCUCAUACCACGAGAACAUUGACGAGAUUAGCCAAGAGGAACUAUUUGCCAUGUUAUCAUCAAUGAUUGCCGAUAUAUUAGCUGCUUGUCUCACCAACUUGCCCCAAGUCAUUACAAUGAAAUGCCACACAAGUGCCAUAGAGAAAAGGGAGGCGAGUGUCCGAGCUGCUGCCCAACUUCUUGGUGAGACUACACAGAUAAUCAACAGCCUUCAAGAUCGUGAACUUCCAAGUUUGAAUCCAAAGGACUUGGCUUUUAUUGAUAAAUGGCAUUCUUACUUAAAGCACCCUUUUCCUUGA